Adineta steineri is the source of this 2973-nucleotide messenger RNA. The record is from the annotation of a GenBank genome assembly. NCBI's taxonomy places the organism in Eukaryota, Metazoa, Rotifera, Eurotatoria, Adinetida, Adinetidae.
AUGUCUACUAUCAUGAAGAAUUUUAAUAAAGAAUCGACAGUUGUCGUACAUUUUGAUCGUGAUUGGAAAUUUCUACAUUUAAUCGAAGAAGUACCAGAUGCUGAUUAUGUUUUAAUAAAUUAUAAUGAUGAUCAUUGGAAUACAAUUGAAUUACCUCAUCGUGAUACAAAACAUGAUUCAUCAGCAUAUUGGUAUCGUAAACGAUUUGAUUGGAGACAUAAACCUGAUAAUAAUCAACAUGCUUAUUUAAAUUUUACUAUAUCAGAAACUGCUAAGAAGAAAUCUAAGGACAUUAAAAUACCAGGGAUCAUUCUGUGGUUAAAUGAAAACAAUAUUUUUACUGGUACACUUCCACCAAAAGAACCUAUUGACAUAACAAAAUAUUUACGUACAAAUUCAAAUAAUGUUAUUACUAUUUGCUCUGCAGAAGGAUAUUCACUUUUAUUAUAUGCUCGUCUACUUAUGCCAAGUGUAUCUGUUGGACAAGUAAAUUAUGAGGAUUUUGAUGAAAAUACUUUAACAAAACGGCGUAGAACACUUGAUUAUUCAGCAAGUUUUAAUGAUACUAGUGGACGUAUCGAUGUUAUUUUUGAUUCAUAUCGAAAAACUCAUAAAGAACAACCUCAUAUAAACGAAGAACAACUUCAUAUAAAUGAAGAUAAUGAAUGGAUAUAUGUAUCAAAUAAUGAUAUUGAUGAAGCGAAAAAAGCAUUAGAUAUUGGUCCUGUUCCACGUCUUGCAAUACUUAUACUUAUUGUUGGUACGCGCGGUGAUGUUCAACCGUUUAUUGCAUUAGCAAAAGCAUUACUUGCUUGUGGUCAUCGAGUACGUCUUGCUACACAUGAAACUUUUCGAAAAUUUGUUCGUGAAAAUGGUAUUGAAUUUUAUCCUUUAGCUGGUGAUCCAGCUGAUUUAAUGUCAUUUAUGGUUAAAAAUGCUGGUAUUGUACCAUCAGUUAGUAGUAUUGUCGCUGGUGAUGUUGGUAAAAGUCGUCGUAUUAUUGCUGAAAUUCUUGCAUCAACAUGGAAAGCAUGUAUUGAAGAUGAUGAUGAAACAGGUAUACCAUUUAUAGCUGAAGCAAUUAUAGCCAAUCCACCAUCUUAUGGUCAUAUACAUUGUGCACAAAAACUACAAAUUCCACUACAUAUAAUGUUUACUAUGCCCUGGUCACCUACAACUAAAUUUCCACAUCCAUUCGUUAAUGUUAAUUAUGAUUUUGGACCCACUGAACGUAUUAAUGUAUUAUCUUAUGGUAUUAUUGAAAUGUUGACAUGGUCUGGUAUGCGUGAUAUAAUUAAUGAAUUUCGUGAAGAAACACUUCAACUUGCACCUUUACAUAAUCGACAAGCAAUUCAUGCCAUGAUCGAUGAACAUGUUCCACAUACUUAUUGUUGGUCACCAUCUCUUGUUCCUAAACCAAAUGAUUGGCAAGAAUAUAUUAAUGUUUGUGGAUUUUUCUUUCUUGAUCUUGCAACAGAUUAUAAACCAUCUGAAGAUCUCGUUCGAUUUCUUAAAAAUGGUAAACCACCUAUUUAUAUUGGUUUUGGUUCUAUUACAGGUCAUGAUCCAGCUCGAAUUCUAAAAAUUGUAUUAGAAGCUCUAAAUGCAACAGGAUAUCGAGCUUUACUAUCGGGUUUAGCUCAAGAAGAUGAUCAAUUACCAGACAAUGUUUUUAAAAUUAAUAAUUGUCCACAUGAUUGGCUUUUCCAACAUGUAUCUGCUGUAUGUCAUCAUGGUGGUGCAGGUACAACUGCUGCUGGUCUUCGUGCUGGUAAACCAACAAUAAUUGUUCCAUUUUUUGGUGAUCAAUUUUUUUGGGGAACAAUGAUUUCGAAAAGUGGUGCAGGUGCACCACCUCUUCCUGGUAAACGUUUAAAUGUUGAUGAAUUAAUUGAUGCAUUCAAACUAGUUCAUCAAACAGAUACACGUGAAGCUGCUGAAAAAUUACGUAUUGCAUUUGAACAUGAAAAUGGUUGUGAAGCUGCUGUACAAUUCUUUCAUUCACAUUUACCAUUAAAAAAAUUGUAUAGUGAUCUUGAACCGUCAUUUGCUGCUUGUUAUUAUUUAAAAGAAUAUAAUUUACAAAUUUCACGUCCUGUUGCACAAGUACUUGUUGCUGCUGGAGCUAUUGAAGAAUCACAGUUAAGUUUACAUUCAACUUAUAAAUGGGAAAAAUUAACAAAUGAUGAUCGUCCACAUUUUCCUAUUCGUGCAAUAAUGAGACAUGGACAAAAAGCAUUUAAUUCUUUAUUUGUUGAUACACCAAAAGGUUUAAAACGUGCAGCAAGUUCAAAUAAUAUAUUAGAUGGUGCAGAAUGUCUUGUUAGAGGUGUUGGAAAAGGUAUUGGACAUGCAUCUAUUGGUUGUUUAUCAUUUUAUGGUGAUGUUACUGAUGCACUUCAACGUUUACCAAAAUUAUAUGAUCCAUAUUCAGAUUGUGAUCAACAUAAACGACCAGAAGUUGAUAAUUUUCAAUCUGGUGCUAAAGCUGCUGGACAAUCUGUAUGGUAUGGAUUUAAAGAUGGUGUUACAGGACUUAUAAAUAAACCUCGAGCAGGUUAUCAAAAACAUGGUGUUUUAGGUGGAGCCGCUGGUGCAGUUGUUGCUUUACCAAAUAUUGUUAUUAAACCUAUUGCUGGUACACUUGCUUCAUUAACUUGGUUAAGUCGAGGUGUUUAUGCUCAAGCAAAAAAUAUAACAAAUAAAAAUUUAAAUGUUGAUCAUCGAUUAUCAGUAUUAAAUGUUAAUGAAAAUCGACGAUCAUCUGAUGGAUUAGCAAAUAAUAAUUAUGAUAUAUCACCUGAAGGUCGAGCUUCAUAUGAAUCUGGUUUAAAUAUUGAUAUAUGUAGAGAAAUUUUAAAUGAAUUUGAAAAAAUUAAACAUGAACGUAUUUCAAUGCAAAAUGAGAAAAGUCAAAAAAAUCCAAAGAAAUUAUUACAAAGGCAACGUAGUCGGUCAGUUACAAAUCAUUAA